UUCUGCUACUACUGACAUCAAAGGUCGAAUUAAUGGAAGAUAAAACGUCUCCCUCAUCCUAAUUCUAUCACAUGUACAAGCCUGCGCCACCCAGACCCAAAAAGACAAACAUCAUCCGCUCCCGCAAUGGCUGUCAGAGUUGCCGCAGCCGCAGAACCAAAUGUGAUGAGCGAAAGCCCACAUGCGGGACCUGCGCGAGACUUGAGAAGAUCUGUGAAUAUGCUAGGCCAGCUUUCAAGUUUCAAAUCGCGACAUUCGACGACCCAAAACCAUCACCAAAGCAACUAGCAUCCGCAACAACAUCCAGUGUAUCGUCAGAAGAGACAAGACCAAUACAGGAGACAAGCCCAAUACCGACUGAAGACCAGACAUUGGCUGUCCGAGCUGCAGAAGAUGUCACCUCCAUCGGAAGCCAUAGCAUCAUCCAGUCAUUGCAAAUGACGGACCGCGAUAUCUUUUAUACCACCUACUGGGAGGGCUCUUGCUUACCAGCCUUGCACCCGAUAUUCCAUUUUGCCACUUCAUUAGCCGCUGACCAUCCCAUUCUCAACGACGCCCUUUUGGCCCUUUCAUCGUGCAAUAUCGGGCGCCUUCAUGCUGAGCGCAGAACACCCUCAGCCGGGACGAUGUGUUCAAUGAGUCCUAGUCUCAUCCACCAGACACGGAGUCAUCUAUACUACUCGUCCGCAAUCCAGAAGUUGGCCAUCAUGCAAUCACAAGACUACCAACAGAACUCAGUCACAAUAUUAACUGUUCUUGUUCUGUUCGCUCAUCUGGAGCAAGCCAUGGGCAAUUUCCAGGGCUUUUACACUCACGUCCGGGGGAUGAUGAAUCUUCUUGAAUGGCAUGAAGACAUCAAAGACACAGCCACCAAGUCGCUGCUUGCUUCGUGGAUGCAAAUCCACUAUGUUAUAUAUGCCGCACUGCAGCAGUUUCAGAAUUUUCGGUCAGGCGACGUUAGUGAUCCCGAUUUCGACGAAUACUAUGUAUAUUGCACUACUCUAUUGCACAAAGAAGCGGCAAAGCUGGAUGCAUGGAUAUUACAACUUCCGCUAUCCGAGCAGCUAAUAUACAAGCUCAACGACACAGACAGCACUACAAUCCGCUUCCAGUCCCAUGAUGCCGCGCUGAACUAUGCAUACUACGUAGUUGCACGAGCCAUGCAGUGCACGGGUAUUCUGCGACUCCUUUAUGAUCGCGAAACCGCCCUUCCCGGACGGGAGUUCCGGAUUGCACAGUGGAGCGAUAUGCAGACGUCCAUUACCAAAAAUAGCUAUACUAUCGGGUUCUCGGGCUUACUCUUGGCGGGUAUUCUCCGAUGCCAGAGUCUAUCAGUAGGCUUGGAGAUCCAAGAUUGGUUGCAGACGCUCAUUAAUCUGCAACCAACCGAAGAGGAGGCAUCUCCUAUCUAUCAAACCUUCAACGUGGUCAAGAUCAUCAAUCAACAGAGAGCCCUCGGCCGUGAUGUUUUCACUGUCACUCAGCCAGUGGAUAACGGCGGUGGAACACCCAAGCUUACUGGGUACAACAGCCAGUCGAUUACAAGCCUUCUCUUCCAUGGGAAAAACCAUAAUCUCGACUGUCUUUUCCAAGAUUGCAUCUCCCUGAAUGUCUGA
Molecule: messenger RNA, 1616 nt
Organism: Aspergillus neoniger CBS 115656
Lineage: Eukaryota; Fungi; Ascomycota; Eurotiomycetes; Eurotiales; Aspergillaceae
Product: Zn(II)2Cys6 transcription factor domain-containing protein
Exons: 3
Coding region: 72-1616 (514 amino acids)
Biological process (GO): regulation of DNA-templated transcription
Molecular function (GO): DNA-binding transcription factor activity, RNA polymerase II-specific; zinc ion binding
Source: RefSeq, a predicted model, not a curated record